AUAAAAAAUUCUCAAAUGUGAUUGCUAAUGCGACCGGAGUCAUCUCAAAAUCUAGUGCAGUUUUUAAGCUAGCUUUAUCCCAUUCGGUACAAGUAAGAGUUAAGAAGGCCCAUUAUGUCUGGCUUAAGAAUACAGGACUCUAAGCCUAAUACUGGAGCAGGAUGCUGCUGCGCUCCAAGCCGAACUAAUAUCGAAACGAAUAUUCAAUCUGGAGCAGCCGUACUACCAUGCGGCGGUCCACAGGGUCAACACUGUGCUGUAAGAUAUGGGCCUCCAGCCGCAUCUGUAUAUAAAAGGCCUCGAAACCAAGCCCAGUGCCAUCAUUGCAGGCGAAAGACAAAAAAGCGAUGCGCCAUUCAGUAAACUCUGGCGCAAGCAGUUGUCGCAAUAAAAAAUUUACAAUAUUUAAGUAAUCAAAGCUGGCUUUACAGAAUCACCAAACUUUUAGUUUUUCCAAAUCAUUUAGAAAAAUUUCAAAAUUCAAGUCGGCUGCAGAACAAAAAUAUCUCCAAAUGUAAAUUGCAAACAAAAAAAAAUAAGCUGAACUCCACCUUGAAAGCUGAAGCUGGCGAAAUCUAGUCCAUUGUUAACUACUCCCACCGAGACCCAAGAGUAAGAUGUCCCAGCCAAAUAUGUCUAGCGAGCCUUCAGAGCCUAGAUCGAAUUGCCAAUGUACUCCACUGCAUCAACGACAAGAACAACGGGCUUCACCUUUGCAACCAGAGAUAAUACGAAUUCCUUGCACUAGCGGACCUCUUCCCGAGUUGCAACCCAAUCAGUAUUACGGUUGUCAAGAUCGCAAACAGAAACGGAAGUGCAGCAUACAAUAGAUUUUAUCUUGAGCAAUGAUAUCGGAACGGGAAUAGGCUUUAUACUCUAAAACAAUCGGCAUAGCAGGCGUUACAAAUGGAGAAACUAAAGAGGCUGCUUGUAAAAUAGUGACAUCCACAUUUAGCAAAAUUUUCAGUUUUUCAUUCAAACACUAAGCAAUCCUUAGGACUUACGGCAUUGAACCCAAUGUGAUUGCUGAUGGGCAAUCGCCUAGGCUACGGCGCGGCGCCUUGUAACAUACAGCGCAGGUACGCAAAUUGCCCCAAUCGCCAGGGAUGUCAUCCUGAAAGCUGCGUUUGGCACGGGACUCACAGAGACAUGUGUAGAAAACGCAGCCGGAACUGUUUUGUCAUUCGCAGUCCACCUCUUGCCAAACCACGACAGCGGUCACUAUGCCGUCAAGGGCGUUUCUCAAGCGUAGAUUCAGAGUGCUGUUGUCCACCGCCAGAACCAGUUUUGCGGCGACCAUGCCGUCAGAUAGCGUCCUCAAGUACAAUUGACUGCUGUUCGCCACUGGAACCUGCCCCGCCGCCAGCCCAAUUGACAUGUUAUCCCGUAAGGCAACCAAUGCCGGAAAACCCAGUUUGCGGUCUGCCUAGACAACGGAUGUGUGAACCACUGCGAUCUCGAUGUCCGACUCAGUUGCCACCCAUACUUGCUGCACCUAUGCCGCCGCCAUAUCAACCUUGUUAUUCGAAUCAUUAUGGACAAGCUGAUCAUUACGCACCUGUGGUUCAGAGAAUGAACGAGUGUAUUGACGAACCGUUUGAUCCCUACUAUGAUUAUGACUGUAGUCAACGAAGGCCAGGAGCUGAUCGAUUGGCUAACUUUGAUUUAAACAGAUUCGAUCGCGACAAUGUUGGACGUCGAAGAAAUGUCAGCAUUCGCACUUGCGUGGACUAUGAUUAUGAACCAGGACACGUAGUUAACCAUAGGCAACCAUAUGCCUUUUGCAAUCGCCCUUUAUAUCCAAAUUCACGCCAACCAUGUCUAUAUCCACAAUUUGUACCCACACGACUGAAUCGUUGUCCUUCGCAGCGGAAUUGCUCCGCCGUCGACAGACAAUGCCCAAACUGAAUUUGAAAAUGUGAAU
This is a messenger RNA of Drosophila novamexicana, 1924 nucleotides long. RefSeq lists its product as uncharacterized. The coding region runs from base 1030 to 1908 and encodes 292 amino acids. Lineage: Eukaryota; Metazoa; Arthropoda; Insecta; Diptera; Drosophilidae. The transcript has 2 exons. The record is from RefSeq and is a predicted model, not a curated record.